Molecule: messenger RNA, 1218 nt
Organism: Hirundo rustica (Barn swallow)
Lineage: Eukaryota; Metazoa; Chordata; Aves; Passeriformes; Hirundinidae
Product: lipase member M-like
Exons: 10
Coding region: 1-1218 (405 amino acids)
Molecular function (GO): hydrolase activity, acting on ester bonds
Source: RefSeq, a predicted model, not a curated record
AUGACUUUGGGCACCAGGGAGAAGAUAUGGCUGUUUGUUGCUGUGACAUAUUUGUUUCAGGGAGUUACUUAUUCAGAAGAACUGAAAAGAAUGAAGAGAGCUGUGGAUCCUGAAGCCUUUAUGAGUAUUAAUGAGCUCAUUACUUACCAAGGGUACCCCAGCGAGGAGUAUGAAGUGAUGACUGAAGAUGGUUAUGCCAUCACCAUUAACAGAAUCCCUUACGGUACUCAGAAUCAAGGAAGCCCAGCUUCAAGGCCUGUUGUGUUUCUCCAGCAUGGAUUAUUUGGGGAUGCUAGUAACUGGGUCAUAAACCUGCCCCACAACAGCUUGGGCUUCCUGCUAGCUGAUGCUGGAUUUGACGUUUGGAUGGGAAAUAGCAGAGGGAAUCGCUGGUCAAGAAAACAUCAAAAGUAUUCCAUUGAUCAAGAUGAAUUCUGGGCUUUCAGUUUUGAUGAGAUGGCAAAGUAUGAUCUCCCAGCAGCAAUAAAUUUCAUUUUGGAGAAAACAGGACAAGAAAAGUUGUACUAUAUUGGCUAUUCACAAGGUACUACUAUUGCUUUCAUUGCAUUUUCAACAAUGCCAGAGCUGGCUCAAAAAAUCAAACUCUACUUUGCAUUGGCCCCUGUCGCUGCUAUUAAGUAUGCUAAAGGCCCAGCAACAAAACUCCUCUACCUUCCUGGGAAAAUACUGAGGGGUGUGCUUGGCAACAGAGAAUUCCUUCCCCAUACUAAGAGUCUAACAAGGAUAAUAGCCCCUGUCUGCAGCCACCGAGCUUUUGCCAGGCUUUGUAGAAGUGUCUUCUUCAAUCUGGGUGGCUGUAACCUGAAGAACAUUGAUGUGAACCGAAUCGACGUGUAUAUUGCCCAAACCUCUGCUGGAACUUCUGUGCAGAACAUAGUCCACUGGAGUCAGGAGGCCCGCUCGGGGAAGUUCCAAGCUUAUGACUGGGGCAGUUCAAAGAAGAACAUGGAAAAAUACCAACAGACUAUUCCUCCUCUCUACAACGUAGAAGAGAUGAUGGUACCAACUGCAGUAUGGACUGGGGGACGAGACCUGCUUGCAGAUCCCAAGGAUGCAACCAUUUUAUUGUCUAAAAUUAAGAAGCUUAUCUAUCACAAGAAGAUUCCUGAAUGGGCACACCUGGAUUUCAUCUGGGGAUUGGAUGCACCUUUGCAUGUGUACAAUGAAAUUAUUGACCUAAUGCAGAAGUAUCCUUAA